Molecule: messenger RNA, 162 nt
Organism: Entrophospora sp. SA101
Lineage: Eukaryota; Fungi; Glomeromycota; Glomeromycetes; Entrophosporales; Entrophosporaceae
Source: the annotation of a GenBank genome assembly
AUGGAACUGCCAAAUAUUGGUGAUAGUGAUUACAAUAUGAAAAAAAAUAAUGAUUUGUCAGGAACACUAUCAUCACCACCAAAGGAAAUUGAUGAGGAUGAAGAUGAUGAAAUAGAAUUUGAGGAUUCAGUAAUUAAAUUUGGAUCAAAUUAUAAUGAAUAA